AUGAAGUCAUUCCAUUAGUGCACAUUUUCUUUAUCUGAUGUCAAUUGUUGCUCAAUGUUUCAUGUUUUCGAAAAUAAGUCGAAUACGGCUAGUCCAACAUGGAGUUUUAAUGUAUAUUAUAUAAUUUAUAUAUUUGUAUGUGAUCUGGUUCUAUUCCCGAUUCAUUUCACAUUGUUAAUUUUGAGGAUGAUGUAAUUAGAUGUUACUGAUCGAUAUGAACAAAUUCGAUGAUGGGGUUUAGUGAAUGUUCAUCGAGUGAUUUGUCGCCAUCAAUCAAUACUUUUUUUUGCAUUCACUUCAUUGGCAAUUCCUCGAAGCGGCUCGCUGAUCCUCGGGAACCCGGGUUUGACAUAUGGUAAAGAAAAGUGGUAGGUAGGGGGGAGGGCGGUUCUGUACUUGGGUUCUUAUGUGUGUGCCUUUAUAUGUGUUUUCGCACAGCAACGAACAUUCGGUGGGGGCUCUUGCUUCUUACCAUGAAGUAACGGUGAAAUAGAAUGCAAUGGAUGCAGAAUUUCACAGACUACAUUUCGUUUUAGUUCUAUUUGAAAAUACCAAUCUCCAACCCACCACACACCAGAAAGGUUACUGUCAAGGAGACAGAGGAGUGCUCGUGCUGAAUUUUCGUUUCCAUCGCUUUUGGACCUUCUCUGUUCCCUAGGCAAGGAAACCGUCUAGCACGCCACCGCUUACACCGUUUGAGUAAAAACAGAUGAUCGAUUGGAUGUUCAAGUUCAACGGCAUUUUUAACGGAACUUGUAUUGUGGUGGUAGUUUCAGUUGCUCAGGAGGAUCUUCGGGUCAUGGUGAACCGCGCAGCAUGUUAAUCGUGGAACCGACGUUUAAACAUUCGUUCAGAGUAGUAACGCUUGUUGCCAUUGGCAUCUUUCAUAGUCCACGACCGGUCGCGCGACUGGUCGCGACCCACCGGCGACCGGUCGCGCGACUGGUCGUGGACUAUGAAAGAUGCCAUUAAGAACACAGGUAAUGAACUCAGCGAAAGAUAUGCCGUAGAUGGGACCCGUACGAUAAGAAUGAGAGUUCAGUACGGGAACGAUUAAAAUAUAGCGUACACAGGGCUUCGCGGACCUCGUCAUGCAUUCCACGACGUGACUGUCUUGAAUGGCAAGUUGUUGUACAAUGGUCGGGUUGGAGUUGGAUAGUCAAUAACUUGGCAGUGACUUUUAGACCAGGACAAAAGCCGGAUCACGUUCAGGCCCGGACCCACGGGCCGGUUACUACAGCACUGGGUUUCAAUGCUGCAUAUUAGUUACCUCGACGCACACCAACGUGUUCUGAAUUUUAUUCAGACCAAUAAGGUUGAAUGGGGAUACGGCGGUCCAAUGUAUCUAUCCUUAGCUGCUCAAAAUAUCUUCCACUAUUUGGCGUACUUCACUUCUCAAACUAAAAUGGAACAAAGCUCUGUUUAGAAGCCAUCCUAGGCGUCCGAACUUUUGCUUCACAGCGCAGGCAAGAUCAACUUGAGUAACAGGACUUGGUGCUUGUUAAGGGGGAUGGAGGAUAGAUGUACUACUAUACUUCAGGAAAUAGUUUCGGGGCAGGAAUCAAUCGAACACAACAGGAACACCCAUCGGGCAUAGAGACUCAGUCUAAAUCGGUCAUAAGUCGAGUAUAAGAGUACGUCACAAUGGUCCUUGGUUCAUCACAGUUUCAUCGAGCCUGUUAUGACUUAUCCCUCGGAAGUUCUUUGACCCUCAGCUCAUUGCGCUAUUUUGACUGUAAAAGGUUCCUUCGCUUCUUGAAACUGUGAAAUUGAGAGGGACUGCUAAAAGGUCGGUGGCGAUUACCAAUUGCACUUAAUGAUGCUCCUGAAAACAGUCUGAACCCUUUCCCUACCUUUUUUAUCCGUUGGCUUUAUCUAUGGCUGGAACAAGUCGUGCUCUCCCAAGCUUUUCUUGAAUUCGAGUCAAUGUAA
Messenger RNA from Haemonchus placei, 1932 nucleotides. NCBI's taxonomy places the organism in Eukaryota, Metazoa, Nematoda, Chromadorea, Rhabditida, Trichostrongylidae. The record is from the annotation of a GenBank genome assembly.